ACAUGUUGAUUGUUUUUUCUUCUUUGCGAUUGGACAUUUCGGCGACACUAUUAUUGGUUGAUUACGCUGAACUGAGGAACGAACAUGGCACAAUCCCCUCUUAAAAUCCUUGCUUGUGGUGACGUGGAAGGAAGAUUUUCACAACUGUUUUCGAGAGUACGAAAUGUUGUGAAGAAAGCAGGUCCAUUUGAGAUGCUAUUGUGCGUAGGAAAUUUCUAUGGGACAAGUGAGACCGCUCUAGCGGAUUGGAAGUUGCUCCAGUCUGGAGAACUGAAAGUGCCUCUACCUACCUACAUACUUGGGCCCAACCACCCAGAUCACGCCCUUUUCUUUGAUAACCAAGAAGGAGGAGAUGUAUGUGAAAACUUAACCUUUCUAGGCAAGCGUGGCAUCUACUCGACUGCGGCAGGACUGCAGAUCGCAUACCUGAGUGGGCUGGAGUCUGCAGGCAGACCCGAUGAUGGCUGUCACUUCAGCAGAGGAGACAUUGAUGCGCUUGGGUUGCCUCUCAUCUCUAAUAGCAAGUUCAAAGGAGUCGAUGUUCUUCUCACAUCACAGUGGCCAGCUAAUGUCACCCAGUAUACCCGUGAUGCAGAAAGUGUGAAACCUGCUCAAACAUCCUCACUACUUGGUGACUUAGUCUUGGCAUUAAGACCUCGUUAUCACUUUGCUGGCAUGCAGGGUGCGUUUUACGAGAGGACACCGUACAGGAAUCACAAGGUGUUAGCAGAGAGCACUAAGCAUGUCACAAGAUUCCUGGGCCUUGCCAAGGUUGGAAAUCCAGAAAAGAAGAAGUACCUGUAUGCAUUCAAUAUCACACCGAUGAACAAGUUAAAACAAGAAGAAUUGAUCAAACAACCUGAGGAAGUUACGGAGUGUCCCUUCACUUGGUCUAAGAGAGAAGAACCAAAGGAAACGAACCAGUUCUUCUUUUCCAAAGGAGAUCCGUCGAAACAAGGUCAGAGAGGUCAGAAGAGGCAUCAUGGGGGUAAUAAAUCAGACAAUCAAAGACAACAUGACGGUCAUAGGCAACAUGAUGGUCAAAGACACCAUGACGGUCAAAGGCAAAGAGAUGGACAGUUACAACACAAAAUAAAGAAGCAACCGCAACCUACUGGUCCAUGUUGGUUUUGUCUUGGAAGCCCAAAAGUUGAGAAACAUUUAGUUGCUAGCAUUGGUACAUCGUGUUAUUUGGCUUUAGCAAAGGGAUCUCUUGUUCCUGACCACACCUUAAUUCUUCCUAUUGGCCAUUACCAAUCCAUGUUAGAUCUCACAGAGGAAGUACAGGCUGAACUUGAUCAGUUCAAAUCAGCGUUGAGGAAGUACUACUCAUCAAUAGGAAAGACGUGUGUCAUAUACGAAAGGAAUUUCAGAACACAGCAUCUUCAGCUUCAGGUCAUUCCUGUCAAUAAGUCGAAGGCAGAAGACAUCAAAGAGGUUUUCUUCAGGAUCGCAGAGGAACACAAGCUAGACUUGGCUGAGAUACCUCAACACACAGAUCUAAAACAGAUUUUGUCUGUAGGGUCACCCUACUUCUAUGCAGAGCUGAAUGAUGGAGAGAAGAUCUUGCACAGAAUAAAGAAAUUCUUUCCUCUACAGUUUGGCAGGGAGGUGAUGGCAGCUGAAGAAUUGCUUGACUUGCCUGAGAGAGUGGACUGGAAGAACUGUAGCAUCAGCAAGGAAGAGGAGAUGAAAUUAGUCUCGACGUUUAGAGAACAGUUUGAGCCGUUUGACUUUAAUCUCUGAGAUUGACAUGUGGUAUUCCAAGGAUUCAUAGUGGUCCUGAUAACCAUUUCAUGCAGUUUGUCAACACUGAUGAGAUGUCGUUAUCCAACAGAUACAUGUACCAUGGUAAUCGUUGGAUACCUGUGCUACCGAGCAGAUCAACUUGUUAGACAACAGAUGUUGAUGAGACGAUCGCCUGAUAUUCAGGAGUUUUUUUAUCUGUUGGAUUAUCACAGAAGAAGAUUUUUAAUGGCUAUGCUGGCAUUGCAGGCGUGCGACCUUCAAAGCCUUCUGUUAUUGUUCAUGAGACGGAUGCUGUAGCUGCCCGUUGUCUGAAAGCCGACGCAAAACAUCAGUCUGCACUGUGCUGCUUGUUACCCAGGUGUUGAAUGGACUUAAUGUACGUCCAUUUUUAAUCCAUAAAACUCUUUUCACUUUUCAUGCAAGUCAUUUUUAAUCAUCUUUUUAAAACUGUGUGGUGCUACUAAAACUCAAGUGGAUUUUAUUGUGACAAGCCUUUUUCUCAUUUGCUUAUAAGAGACUUGUACCAGUAUAUACCUACAUGUUGAAAAGAUAUAACAAAUAUUUCCUUUUUGGAACUUUAUUUAAUACGCACUGUAAUGCUAUUGAGUAAGGAUAGAUUGGCACACUCUCAGAUGGAUUUUCCAGGAUAUGCGUUAACAAAGCAUGAGGGGAUAUCAAAUCUAUAUCUACUGCCUUGUUUUCCCCUUCAUAUUUUAAAGAAAUAGUCCUAGUACUGUUUUUACUGGUGAAUCCUGGUGGGUGUUUUAUAAAGCUGUUCGUAAGUUACAAGUGGCUUUACAAACGACUGGUGAUCCUUUCUUUUGGUUAAUCAACACACACCAGAUUCUCAAUGGAGUUUAUUUAGUUCCAAAGAAAGGGUCACCAGUCGUUGGUAAAGUUACUCAUAAAUUACAAACAGCUUUAUCAAGCACCAACAACCUGCAUUAAGUUUUGGUAUUAAAUCUGAAGGUUAUAAAUUUUCAAAGUUUUGAUUCAUUGUUAGAUAAAUUAAAAGAGAUAUCUUAAACACAUGUGUGAAAAUGCAGACUGAAAUCUAUUUUUUUUAGGUAAAAUUUGCUAUCGAAACAAUUAAAUCCCAUCUUUGGUUUUGGUAAAUCAAAAGCGAAUGUCAUUGAAUUCCAUUUCAUUACUGGAUUACAUUCAUGCAUGUACCUCUUAAGACUUUUGAUGUGAAGGAUACCUUCUAUAAAUGUUUUUUAUCGGAUAAAUUGACUGAUUUACACCAGAUUUUUAUUCAUUCGGGUGCCCAGUGAAAAUAGAAUAUCUGCAUAUUUUUGUUUUAUUUAACAUGUAUAAAACACCUUCUGAAGCAUGGAAUAGGCUGAAAAUUUCAGUAUAUAGUCUUUGUCAGUAGCUUUCUAAUAUCCAAUCACUAUGUAAAAUAAGUCCUCAAACAUCUAUUUAAAGGGGAAUGAAACCUUUGGAACAAGUAGGCUUGUGUAAAAACAGAAAAAUCAAAGAAAGAAAGUUUGAGAAAAAUCAGACAAAUAAUGAGAAAGUUAUGAGCAUUUGAAUAUUGCAAUCACUAAUGCCAUGGAGAUCCUCCCAUUGUUAUUUUCUGCAUUUACCUUUCCAUAAACGUCUGCAUGGAAUCGGACAAUACAAUUUUUUUUUGGUCAGAAGCUGCGCAUUAUUUAAGUGUAUUUAGCUCUUUUUUGUUCAGUAUUGAGCUCCUCUAUUACAUGUAUGUCUGUUUGGGCACAGUUUAGCUCCUUUCUCUAUAUGCAUGUGUUUCUAUGUGUUUUUUUACACAUUGAAGUAAAUGACAUAGGUGUUUUUUU
Messenger RNA from Lytechinus variegatus (green sea urchin), 3551 nucleotides. RefSeq names its product CWF19-like protein 1 (gene cwf19l1). The transcript has 14 exons. Gene Ontology annotation, cellular component: post-mRNA release spliceosomal complex. Bases 85 to 1746 code for a protein of 553 amino acids. Lineage: Eukaryota; Metazoa; Echinodermata; Echinoidea; Temnopleuroida; Toxopneustidae. Gene Ontology annotation, biological process: mRNA splicing, via spliceosome. The record is from RefSeq and is a predicted model, not a curated record. Gene Ontology annotation, molecular function: RNA lariat debranching enzyme activator activity.